AUGUGUGUGUGUCUCCAUCAGCACUUCCAGGUGAUGGUGGAGUCCCUGGAGGAGGAGGCGGCCAGUGAGAAGCAGCAGCUGGUGGAGACCCACCUGGCCCGGGUGGAGGCCAUGCUGAACGACCGGCGCCGUCUGGCCCUGGAGAACUACCUGGCUGUGCUGCAGGCAGACCCUCCCAGGCCUCACAGGAUCCUGCAGGCCCUGAGGCGCUACGUGCGGGCGGAGAACAAGGACCGCCAGCACACCAUCCGUCACUACCAGCACGUCCUGGCGGUGGACCCCGAGAAGGCCGGCCAGAUGAAGUCCCAGGUGAUGACCCACCUCCGUGUUAUCGAGGAGAGGAUGAACCAGAGCCUGUCUCUGCUCUACAAGGUGCCCUACGUGGCUGAGGAGAUCCAGGACGAGAUCGACGGGCUCCUGCAGGAGCAGAAGGCGGACAUGGACCAGUUCCUGUCCUCCAUCUUGGACGUGCAGCCCGACCUGACGGUGAGCUCAGAGGAGAGUGUGGAGGAGCCAGAGAUCAAGCCCUACCGCCCCUUCCAGGUCAAGUCCCUGGACUCACGGCCCCAGCCAGAGGGUUCUGGCAUGUCUGGCGUGGACGGGCUGAUUGGUGCCGAGGAGCGUAUCAUCAACAGCAACAUGGACGACAACGUGGUGAUUGAUGAGUCUCUGGAUGUUAAGGAAGUGAUUUACACUAAAGAGAGAGUCCGCGUUAUGCAUGACGAUGAGCUGGAAUCCUUCCGGCCUCUAGGAGAAGACUUCAGCUUCGGUAGCAGCGCUCUGAUUGGACUGCUUGUGAUCGCCGUAGCCAUAGCAACGGUGAUUGUGAUCAGCCUGAUGCUGCUGAGGAAGAGGCACUAUGGAACUAUCAGCCAUGGCAUCGUGGAGGUUGACCCAAUGUUGACCCCCGAAGAGCGCCACCUCAGCAAGAUGCAGAACCAUGGCUACGAGAACCCCACCUACAAAUACCUGGAGCAGAUGCAGAUCUAACUCCCACCACCGGGGGGCAAAGUGGAGGCGGAGCAUACUACUGACCAAUAACAUAACGCUAUUGUCGAAACUCAUUUGCAUACAUCCACUAUUCAUUUACAGAUUUGUUCAAAAUUAAAUCCUUGAAUAACGCUAAUACUUCUACUACUGCUACUGUUGUACAAUAGAGCUCUCUCUUAAAUCAUUUUUCCUUUUGAAAAGAAAAAAAUAAUACAGAGCACAAGUGAUGUAUCUACCUUUUUCUUUUGCAUUCUGGAAGACGUUAUUCUGCAACUCUCUGUAAUUACCAAGAUCAAGAUGUAUAACAUUUCUUCCUGUGAUUUUUGUUUGUAUUUGAAAAGUGUAAAAGAAAAUUUUAAAGUAAAAAAAAUGUGUGUUUGAGAGGCUGACCCAAUCGGCCGCCCUAGUAGCAGACAGCAGUACACUUGGCUGUCCGGUUCCUGAUGGGAAUGCUCAAAACGACUCGCUCUUUUCUCUUCUUGUUUUCGUCCUGAAUUGGAGUGCUUGUAUAUGAAGGUGCUUUGUACCAAUUCAAAUGUACAGUCAACCAACUGUUGAACAACAAUAUGAUGAACACAGAAUCAUAAAUCCAUUAUUUUCUCUUUCGUUCUUUGUUAUGAUAACAAAAUAUACAGAUAUGGAUUAAAUUCAUAUAUAUAUAUAUAUAAAUAUAUAUAUAUAUAUAUAUAAGAACACGUUUUUCAGCGAGAAAAGAGCAGAGCAGUGGUCGACUGGAAAGUGGGGAAAUGGCGGUUGGAGAUGCGUGUGCACAGAUUCUCCCCCAGCUCACAUACAUGACCUAUGACCCCUACCCCCCCACCCAGCCAUGGCCAUACUAGAUGAACAUCAGUUGUGUUGCUGUGUGACAGCAGAAUGCUUCGCCAACGGCUUUUACGAUCUUCAGUUGGCGAUACAUUCGGUAGUUGAUCCCUACGUUUUUCAGGUCUUAACAGAUCUCGCACCCCAAACAGGGCAAUUUAAACAUGGCUGUAAUGCCGAACGCCCUAUGUGUAGGCACCAGAACGUAGGCCACAAACAUCCACAAAAAAAAACCUGAUGUGCUCUUGCGCAGACAGGUAACACAGUCUGAUCCAAAAUAAUAUGAUGACAAACGGGCCGGUAUGCUUUGCUGUUCAUGAAGCACAGAGCCGUGGGGAACACAGUGCAUUGUGGGAUAUGAUGUGAGCUGGAGGACUAUGCAGACAGAUAGACAGACAUAGCUUGGACGGCUGGUUUCCCGAAUGAUAAAGUGAUUUAAAAACGGCACAAACAAACACUAGCAGAAUCCGAGAAUAAUAAGUAGGGUUGUUUGUUUCUUGAUAUUUCUCUCUUAGUAUUAUCUUUGUAUGCCUGUAUAGUUGAUGUGGCAAUCCUGACUUUUCCAGAGGAAAACCUGUGGUGUGCAUUGUUCUUAUAUGAAAUGAUAUAUGAAAUCUAUUUUUAAGUUUGUUUGUUUUCUCGUUUUCUAUUUUCUUCUCUUCCUGUGACAGUGUCUCUGUAUGUGACUGUCUCACUAUGCAGCCGACCGGUUCCAGCCAGUUCCUGCAGCUUGAUUCUGGGUAUACGAUUGGGGGGAGGGUGGCUAUUAAUAUUAUAUGCAUAUUAGUGAUGGAAAUGACACUUGUUGAAACCGAUUUAUGAUUACAGGGGAGGGAACACAUUAAUAAACUCACCACUUCCAUAUGGACGAGUCUGU
Gadus chalcogrammus (walleye pollock) is the source of this 2686-nucleotide messenger RNA. RefSeq names its product amyloid beta (A4) precursor-like protein 2 (gene aplp2). Lineage: Eukaryota; Metazoa; Chordata; Actinopteri; Gadiformes; Gadidae. Bases 1 to 990 code for a protein of 329 amino acids. Gene Ontology annotation, cellular component: membrane. Gene Ontology annotation, biological process: central nervous system development; axonogenesis. The transcript is spliced from 8 exons. The record is from RefSeq and is a predicted model, not a curated record.